This is a messenger RNA of Porites lobata, 13525 nucleotides long. The record is from the annotation of a GenBank genome assembly. NCBI's taxonomy places the organism in Eukaryota, Metazoa, Cnidaria, Anthozoa, Scleractinia, Poritidae.
AUGGAGGACGGUAAACAGGAACAUAGCAUUUCAGAGGAGGGUGAUAUGGCACAAAGCAAGCCAAAACAGCGAGGAGUCGGCUGUAAUCCUUUUAAAAGAAGAGAUGAAAAAUAUUCCAGUGAAAAAUACGAGGUACCUUUGGUAGGUUUCGAACCCGAAGCCGCGAAGCACAGACCCUCGUUUGUUUAUGAAGAUCCAGCUCUAGAGAGUAGUGAGGUCGUAAGCCCUAUAUCACCUCAUGCUUUAAAGUUGUUUGAAGCUAUCCGAGAAGAUGAAAUAGAACUGGUUGAAGCGGAGUUUUCUACUCUAACAGAUAAGCGCGAAAUCGAUAAAUUAGGCGGACAUGGGUUUGCCCUAAUCCAUGUCGCUGCUCGGUAUAAUUUCAGCAGAAUAGUGACAACACUACUAGAUCAUGGAGCGAAUAUCAACGUGGGGACGGGUGACUAUCGAUGGACGCCUCUUCAUCUAGCAGCCAGGUGUGUUGAAACAUUUAAACGUUAUAUUCUACAUUACAUCUAUUCUAACGUUUCAGAAUCGACCCUUGAAAUUUACAUAUUGCUUACAAGAAUCACUGAAAUUAUCGCUAGCUUGCGUAAUCGAAUGUGUGCAACACGCGUGAAGAAUUUGUUUAUUGCAUUUGUUAUUUUUAGGAAACUAACUUUUAUUGCUUUCUUUUGAAGCUGAAGGAGAAAACAAUCCAAUAUUCGCCUCUCUCUCCUCUCAUUUGAAUUUUACGUAUUGUAUGUUGUAAAUUGACAAAUCAGAUAUUAAAAGGAAAGUCAUCACAUACUGUACUGUAACAAUUUUCGUAUUGUUUGCAAUACAUUUUUUAGCCUCAAAUUAAAUUAAAAGCAUCUCGAUAUUGAUGCCUUUCUUAGAUGAAUUACGUGACUUCUCUCUUAACAAAUACACUAUCAAGUGCUUUUAUUGGAUUAAUUGAUUUGCAAAUAUUUCUAAGUUUGACGACAAGAAAGUCUCCGCGAUUGAGUUUUGUCAGUUCUUUCACACACACAAUAUCGAUGGUAAUUUAAAUCAAAAUUUGAAGAAAGGAGGAAAGCUUUUUUUACGACUGAUGUAGAAUGAAUUCGAAGCGUUAAGUGAUCAGGGCGUGACUGUGAGGCUGUGGUUUAUAGUUUUAAGUGAAGUACUCAGUUUUCUGGAAAAUUUCACCGUUGGUUGUAAAACAACCAAUCUGCCCUGAGAAAAAGACGGCGAAGACGAAUUUUAGCGUUCCCUAAAACAGUCAACCCCCCGGGGGGGGGGGCUCAUGAGAAUUCUUGUUGGGGGUGCGCCGCCAGGUUCUCCAAAUCCUGACCCUACUUCAGACUGAAAAAUGUCAUUUUUUACAUCCGUUUUCAGACCUCGCCUCUAAAAUCCACACUCAUUCUCAGACCUAGCCUGGUCUGGCACAAAACUAACAUUAAAUCUAAACCCACUACUGUUUCUCAACACUUUCUCUCUCACUUUAGCCAUUCUCAUACUGACAUGAAGUUAAUCCCACUAGGGAAAAUUCAUUCUUCACGUGACACAGUUCGUGAGGUUAGGGAGUCGCAUUUGAUAGAUAUGGCCAUGACUCUUGAACCUAAUGGCCUAAACCACCGUGACGAAUUACUAUAUAAUAUUGUGUUUCUUAUCAUAAGUUCAGUAACAUCUACAAACCUGAAGAAGGCUGGUAUGGCCAGCCGAAAUAUUGCUAUGAAAAAACAAUACAUCUUGUUCUGAUCAGCUUUGCAGUAGUCUUUGGACUUCUCGUUUUUGGUUAUUAGUAAUAUGUAAAUCUUCUCGAUUUGAAGAAACUAGGCGCGCAAGGUGGUCCCGGUUUAUUUUUCAGCAAGCGCGCGAAGUGGUCUUGGCUACUUCUGUUCUGCAAGCGCGCAAGGUGAUAUCGGCAAAUUUUGGAAACACGUCGUUGACUGGUCAGCAUUAGAUUCCAUCCUCCAGAAUCACCUUCCCCUUUUAGCUACACUUACAUAAAAUCUCCAAAUCUCUUAAAAUUUCUACUCUUCUAAUCUUUUGGGGGAUCCAAAUGUAAAUUUGUUUAAUUUUAUGUUUCUCCUGGUCGAUUAUGGUUACGUUUUGUGUUUUACUGCGAACGAGCUCCAGCAAAACUCAAAUGUUUUGUUUAAAGAAUAAUAUAUUCCAGGAAUAUUGACGGAUUCAUCACGUUCACGACCCCGUUUACAUUUGACCUUUGUGGCCUUUUUUCUUUUGUCUCUCAUUUGUGAACAAUGGAUAAAACAAUAUAAAUACUAAGUCGACGAAUCAGAGCUCCUCAACAAAUUCUUGGAGGCGUCGAAGGCCUUCGGCCUGACCAUCAGCCUCAGUAAGACCGAGGUACUGUACCAGCCUGCUCCAAACACCACACCCGUGGAGCCAAACAUCAGCAUCGAUGACACUCCGCUGGCAAAUGUCGACAGCUUCAACUACCUGGCCUGGACAGCAUCAUCUGAAACGACGGAUUCCUGGAUAAAGAAUUCACGUCCAGGAUCAGCAAAGUAAGCCAAGCGCUAGGGAGGCUGCGCGCAAAGGUUCUCAAUCACCAUUACAUUUGCCUCUCUACGAAGCGGAAAGUCUACAGAGCUAUAGUCUUGACCGCUCUGCUUUGUGAAUGCGAGACUUGGACACUGUACCGAAGGCGUGUCAAACAGAUGGAGAACUUUCACUUGCGUGCCCUCCGUUCCAUACUUGGCAUGCGUUGGCAAGACCGUAACACAAACCUAGAGCAUUCUCUGCGGACAUCACAGCAACGGAGCUCCAAUGCCCCACCUGCUCCUGCAGACUCUGCGCUUCCAGACUGGGUUUGCAGAGCCACCAGAGAAUCCAUGGAUGAUCACACAACACGCAAUCCACAACAGACAGUCUUCUUCGGACAAGAUGGACAACCACCAAACAAGCACGUUUAAAAGAGGAGUUCUUUCCAAAGUUGCGCCACAUUUUAUGGUCCGCACUUCUUUCGUUAGCAAAAGAAAAUAAGUAUUGUGACCUCUCUAGAACUACAAUGUAAACGCAACUAAAUCACACGUGUCCAAGAACACGUAUCGGGAAUAAUGGUGUACAUUUUUCUAUAUUUUGUUUGAUUAGCUCUUUUAGGCACUUAAUAGAGUGGUAUUAUUCAAGCUACUGGUUUAACCAAGUCCUCUUGUUUGUCUUAGAUUCAAUGGUCUCUCCACUGUUGUCGAUGUUCUUCUGCCACGAGGCGCUGAUCCCUCCCUGAGAGGGAAAAAUGGGAACACCCCACUUCAUUUAGCGGCGCGUAGAGGACAUGAAGAGAUCGUUAAAGUUCUUUUGGAUCAACCGUCCGUUGAGGUUGACGCUAAAGAUAAUUCUGGAAAAACUGCUCUUCAUUUUGCCUGCAGCGAAGGUCACGGAAAGGUUUGUCAAAUCUUGUUGAACCUCGGAGCGGACAUAAAAGCGAUUUCAGCGGACAAGACAACUCCGCUUCACAGUGCCAUUUUCAAUGGACAUUCAGAGGUUGCGAUGAUGAUUUUGAAGCGAGGUUAGAGGUUAUUGAUUUAACAGUAAUUGCAGUGAUUCCUUCGGAGUGUAAAGAGUCCUUAUUUAUUUAUUUAUUUAUUUAUUAUUUAUCGAACGAUCCCCUGUGGGUCAUUAAAUUUAGGUCUUCCUAACGAGUUAGUCAUAUAAAUCUGGAAGCGUCUCACUGUAAUGCAAGUCCUCUGUGAAAUUCUGGUGAUGACAGAUAAAUGCUGACUGCUAAUUUGCUGGAUAGCACACAUUUCACUUAAACGUUCAAAUAUGCACUACUAAAAACUUUAUGGAGACAUUCCCUGAUCGUAUCAACCUGCUUAUCUGGCGGUAAGAGAAUAGGUUGGUGCUUUAGCCGCCGCGCGUACACGGUAGCUAGCUGCGACGUUUUUCGUCUGCUGCGGGAUCUCAGUUUGACUCGUCCCUCGCUGCUCGCUGCUUUAUACCCCAAACAAAAACAGCAACAGCACUCAUAGAAAGAAGCCGUAGCGCAGAUAAAUCCCGCCACCUAACUAGGCUAGUGUAAACAUAGUGAGAUUGUAGAGAGCACAGCGCCUGGGGACUAGACUCCUAAAGGUCGUCUUCGGUCGUAAUAAUGGGCUGAUCUUAUGGUGAAGGUGCACUAUGUAAGUGAAUUUUCCUCUUAACUGUCAUUGUUUUUGUACUUUACAGCUGCCGACAGAGAUGUAGAUACUAACGAGAAAGAACUUGUGGGAACUUGUGACUUACAGGACACCACAGUCUUGCACAUGGCCGCAUGGAAUAAUGACGUCAAGACUGCUGAGUUAUGCCUUGAGAAAGGCGCUGAUGUCGACUAUCUUAAGUGUGGCUCGGUCACUGCCCUUCACAUAGCGGCAACGAAAGGAAAUCUUGAGGUGGCGGACUUGCUUAUUUCAAGAGGUGCUGAUGUGAACAAGAAAGACGGGAACUCCAAAACACCUCUCCACAGGUUAAUUCAAUUUGCAUUGAAUAAAGAUUGUUCAGACUAAGCAAUACUGAGUACUUUAAGUGUUGAAUGAGCGUUCCAUAGAAUUUUGCCCAUAGUCUAGAAAAAUAGCGAAAAAAAGGCUAAACUAGAAGAAUUUUGGUGGUAACGUUGUGGGUGACCUAAAUGUUUGUCAGGUAGUCGCACGUGAAACAAAUCGAACAAACGCAAAUUUUCGUUCUAGGUCUCAACAAAAAUGAUUAUUUAAUCAGUGAAGAACAUUCUUGUUUCCAGAUUCAUGUCGGUUAAUUCGCAAAUCAAUGUUCCCGGCAUGACAAUACUAAUGUUCUAGUUUUGCAGGACCUUAAAAGUAUCUCCAUGUUGUCUUCUUCACUACCAGUCUGGAACUGAAAAAGAAAAAAAAACAGCGUUUCGUAAAUUUUAUGCUUCAAUCACUUAACUAACCCUUUGCUUAUCGUUCCCAUGUAGGGCCGCUAUGUUUAACCAGUUAAACCUUAUUGAAUUUUUUGUGGAAAAGGAGGCAAAAAUUAAUGCUCGUGACAGUGAAGGUCGUUCUCCUUUCUUGAAUGCUGUUGCUGCUGGGCACGUGGACUGCGCCCGAGUUCUUCUCAAAAUUGGAGCUGAUUUGAGCGCAGCGGACUUGCAUAUGAAAACCUGUCUUCAUAUUGCAGUAGAGAACGAGCACUUAGAGAUGCUAUCAAUGCUUUUGGAAAGUCGUGCGGGGGUAAGCUGUUUAAACAGAGGAGAUUUGAAGGAUAGAGUUCCUCUGCACUACGCGGCGAAGACAAGAGACAUCAAGGUAACGUUGGAACGGAACUGUUAGAAAGCAAUUCAACAGCACUUUUUUUAUCACCGCUGGAGAACUUGACAUAAUGGCACCUUUACAUAGAAGUGACUAUAAUAGAGUCGAACCUCUAUAAAGGGGCGUUCUAUAAGCGACCACCAUUUUCCUCUCUUUUUACCAGAGUCUAGGCGGAGAAAAGCCUCAGUAAAUCACCGUAAACAGUACCUCUAUAAAGCAGCCACCUGUUCUUUCUUCGAGGCUAACCGCUUAAUAGAGAUAUCUUUAAUAGAGAUUCGCCGUACUGUAUUUAAGGCAGAACGUGAAAUUCGUUCGAAAGAAUACUUUUCCCGGCUAACUGGUUAAUGAAUCGCAAGUCAUAGCUAUUUUCCAGAUGUACACCUUACCGACAUUAGGGAAGGUAGUCUGGUAGUCUGACUCUCUCAUGUUUGCAAAUGGUGGUGGCGGACGGGAAUGCCAUUUAUGUGAUAGGGAGCCUACAUCAGUCAGUUUUUUUCUAGGACAGACAUUCUUAGGCAUAGACCAUCUUUACAGCCGUACACUUCAGGGAGGUGUCCAUUGAGAAAGAGUUGACUGUAUUUUAAAACAGUCGAACUCACUCUAUAUUAGGCGUUUUGUGUUGAGUGAUGUACUGACAAGUUUGUCCGUCGAUACUCUAGGAACUUACCGAUAGAUGGAAGCUUGACCCUUUAAGCUCCAGUAUCUCUGCACUUUUCUUUAUACAUUUUUGCGGUACUGCUCGAGAAAAUUUCUUCAAACAUCAAGACAUUUCAUCUCCGGACCUGUAGUGUUGUUGUUGGGAGAAAUUGGUAGCUGUUCACCAUUGGAGCUUAAAGAAUUAAUGACAGGCCGCUUAAUAGAGAUUCGGCUGUAAAUGCAUUAAAAACAAUAAAUGACACUGACUCUGGCAUACGGAUUCAUGUUUGUAGAUUUUAGAGCUCGCCUUAUCCAAGCAGAAGCGCUUGGGCUUCAAUGAUGAGAGUAACAAGACACCGCUUCACCUUGCAGCAGAAAAGGCCUCAUCCAAACACGUCGAAGCUCUGGCAAAGCGCAUGUCUGAAGUAAAUGCGCGAGACGAUCUUGGCCGAACGCCAUUGCACAGCGCUGCAAGGAAAGGGCAGAGGCAAGAGAUAUAUUCUAGAAUAUUCUCUUUUUUCUUCACAGUUAUCGCUGUUUUUCCAUUAUGGGUGAAAGUGAUCUUUGCCACUUAUUUGUAUGCAAGUGGACCGUAGAUCAAAGAUGUCCUCACAGCAAGCCAUAGUGUCGUAAAACUUGGAAACUCGAACCUCAAAAAUUUUGUGCGACUAUUAAGUCGUCCUUUUGUUUUGAAAGAAUGAUUAAAAUCGAUCACGAUUACUCGAAUAGGUAAAUUUUAUGUUUUGAUUGCCUCCUGAAAUACCACGUAAGAUUGCUUUUAUCCCAUCAAUCCUAAAGCGCUUGAAAAGAUGGCGGGUAUCGUGAAUAAGGUUUAUUCCGUGAGACAAUUACCAUUUCCAUCUUUCUUUAAUUCUAUUCACCAUUCGCAUAUCCUCCAUUAUGCACUUUGCUUAACCCCCCCGGCCAAAAAAGCAUAAACUUUGCUUUUCAUUGAUGGACUUCCUUUUUUUAAGGGGGGAGGGAGGAGAGAGCAAGGUGUGCUAUGGGAGAUUGCAAGUGGCGAAUAAGGGAAUCCAAGACGGUUUUACAAAGCUACCUGCAUUUUGCAUUUGUUUUCCUUUGUAAUAGGAAAUCCUGUCUGGUACUUCUUAGCAUGGGAGCUGAGGUCGACAGCAGGGAUAACAAGUUUCGAACACCUCUGAUGUGGGCUUCUCGGGGAAACCACACAAAAUGUGCCGAUGUUCUUCUUGACUCCAAAGCUUCUGCUGACCUACAGGAUGUCGGUGGUGAUACUGCUUUGCAUGUAGCUUGUGGUCAGGGUCAUCCAGCUAUUGUGACUUUACUGUUGGACCAUGGUGCAUCCUCAACAUUGAGAAAUAAACAAGGUCUUGCUUGUUUGGAAGUUGCUGCGAAAGCAGGAUCGUGUGAUGCCGCCAUGGCGAUUGCCAAACACGAAAGGUUAGCAGAGUAAUUUUCACUCAGUAGUAAUUAGCUUAAACCAACACGAUAACAAUAACGUUACUACAAAUUGCAAAUACAUUAUCCCACCGUUAAUUUUGUAAUACCUGCUUGAAACCCCACCUCUCCCCACACCCCAAACAAACAAAGAAAUGGGUUUGAAGCCCACGAAAGAUUCUUUCCACAAAAGUGGUGGAAAGGAGACUCGUUAUAACUUAACAGCUGGUAAUCCAAAGGAGUUUUCGAAAGGACAAUAGAAUAAUUGGAAAUACACGACACAAACAAGGAUCGCUAUUUUCAUUUUCAAUUCCUGAAAUAAAAGCGUCGCGUUUGUUAUUGGUUGGUUUUUCGUCUCUCGAUGAAAAGAAGCGACCUACAUUCUUUACGUCAGUAUACAGAUGGAAAAUCAUGUUUGCCAAGUCUGGACCGUUGGAGAGUCCACGUUAUGUAACACUCCUAAUUAAACAAUUUAUAAUGUUUUUUAUGAAUACUUCAUAAUAUAUAAUACAUCGUAAUAUAUACAUUGUGGGGGGAGGGAGGAAAUGUCGAAUGUCAAGUCAUUUUAUUUGUUUUUACCUGCAAUUUUAAAGGUGGAAGGAAUUUGAACAGUAUCAAAUGUCAAACGGUCAAACAGCAAUCUCACUCCUGGUUGAAAACUUCCCUGAAGCAGCUGAAGUUGUUCUUAAUCAGUGCGUACGUUGCUCGGACCAUCUCAACCCAGCCGACCCAGACUACGCUGUAACUUAUGACUUCAAGCACCUAGAUCCUGGUCCAGAUGCUGACAUGUCGAGUGGAAGGUUUUCUACAGUUCAGGUGAUGAUAAAGCACAAGCGUGAACGACUUCUUCUACAUCCUCUUACGCUGAAAUUUAAUGAACGAAAGUGGCAGAGUUUAGGAAGAUAUGUCUUCUUGUUCGACCUUGUCACUUAUCUCUUGCUUAUGGCGCUCUUUACUGAAUUUAUUGUUCGUCAAAGGACAGGCCAGACCUUCAGACCCCCGGAGCGUGUGCCACCAAAGCGCAAUGGCACUCGAGGAGUUCUCAUCAAGCAAAAACCCUCAGAUAUUUACCACAGAGACGACGCCUUCACAGAGACCAUUCCGUUUGUGAUCUUGAUUUUCUCCCUGCUGCACAUAUGCAAAGAACUGUUGCAAAUCUACGUUCAGCGUUGGAACUACUUCAAGGACCUGUCUAAUUACCUGGACUGGACCCUUUAUAUCACUACAGCAUUGUUUAUGGUCCCCUAUGUCACAAAUCCAGCCGACCUCGACGAUUGGUUUGGCGGUAUGCAGGAUCCCCUAGUACUUUGGAAUAUUGGAGUUCUUGCAAUCUUCGUGUGCUACACCAACAUGAUGCUGUUUCUCAGAAGAUAUCGCUUGUUUGGCACUUACAUCUCAAUGUAUAUUGAAGUGACGAAGACUGUAUUCCAAGUUAUGGUUGUGUUUUUUUUUCUGGUUCUGGGAUUUGCAUUGGCUUUUUACGUCCUCUUUAAAGAACAGGUAAGUUAGUUCUCAGGUAUUGUUGGCUAAUCAGUUAAUCUUGCGAGAAAAAACAAGAAUUGUGUUAUUAGUUGAUUUAACUCUAAAGAAAAGAUAAGAAAGAAACCAUGAAUUUUGGGAUCGAGAAAAAUGUCCCUUUUCCUUAAUAGAGAUUCCCCUUCAAUAGAAGUUGAUACAGAAGCAGAUACAAAGAUUACAUGAACAUUCUUCGGGGACCAAAUUUUGUGUUCCCUGAAUGGAGGUGUCUCACAGGGGAGGUUCCACUGUAUCAAUCAUAUCCAGGAAGACUAUUAGCAAGAUGACGUCAAUUCAGUUCAACUACGUACUAGUAUCGUUUGCUUUGAGGGAUCCGAACUCCCAAAAGUUCUCUUGUUAGAAAAAUAAAUAAUAAGUAAUUAAAAACAGUAAUAAUUGUUAUAAUUACUGUUGAUAGAAGAGCAUUAUUUCAGUUACGAAAACGUUUCUCGUUGGAACUGAUGAGGGGCCAGUGCAUGCCCUAUUUAGCCCUCUCGUGGAUAUUUAUAGCUUCAAAUAACCAAAGGUGCUAGAAACACUACGAUCUUGAACACGCUUCACCUCCAAAACAAGAACCUUUUUUCUCCAUUUUUGAUUUCCUUUGUCAGUUGCUGCCUUAAUGUAGGGAGAACCCGAAAAUCGCGUUUUGUUGCCUGGCGAAAACGCAUCGAAACCGGUGCCUUGACUUUUUAAUCUUACCAAUCAUUUCAGGCAACCUGUGACGAUGUUUGGCUCCACCCUACUUCAAGGUACUGACACAGUAAGCAGUAGAAGUCUUUUUUUUCAACGAACGCUGUUCAUUGCACUAAAUUGCCAAGAGUCGACUAAUGCUGUAGCUCCACUGUUAGUAUGCACGUACAUGUAAACUGCAUGAAACCCAAUUCGAGCGAGCGCUCGAAACGUUAGCUUGUGAAUCAAGUCUAAACUGUGGCCGAUUUUGUUUAUCUGCUCAGUUGGUAAAACCGCAUUUUAUCUCACCAUUAUCAUUCAGAUUGGAUUCCAUACAGUGCAUCAUUCCCUGCUCCGCGUGCUCGUGAUGAUGAUUGGUGAACUGGACUUUGGAUCAACCUUCAUAAGCACCAUUCGCCAAAAGAGUGAAGCUAACAACAAUCCGUUGAAUCCAUUCCCUUCUUUUGGAUAUUUCUUCCUUUUUUUGUGCUUGUUUUUGCUUACUAUCGCUCUGAUGAACCUUUUGGUAAGGAACUAGUUUGAUAUGUAUUUUUAAGAGCUGAAAGAAUAGGCUGAGAAAACAGCCAACGUUUCUCGACGCCACCACUGGUUUCCCCGCGAAAUGACGUCUGAGAAACGAGUACGGAAAUUCCAUACUGAUGACCUGUCACUACCCUGAUCUGGGUAGUGCUUCUAAUUGGUUGAAGCAGAUUUCCCUCGUUGCACGACCAAUCAGAAGCACUGACUAGAUCUGGGAAGUGAAACGUCAUCAGUAUGGAAUUUCUGCGCUCUUUGCUCAGACAUCAUUUCGCAGGGAAACCAGCCGUGGCGUCAGGAAAUUUCGCAGGCUGUUUUCUGAGGCUGUUAAACAGCCGCCUGUUGUAGUUUUCUGCGCAUAUGUGGGAUUUUGCGUUUUAAGUCAACAGAAAAAUUUUCAAACUUGACUUUGGCAAGAAAAAAUACUUUUCCAGCGGGUGUCGAUUUCCGUAGAACUGUGUAAGCUAUGUGAAAUUUGUCGGAGAAAUCACAGGUCAUUUGUAAAGGUUCCGCACAGGAAUCUCUGUGUCUUCUCAAUCUAAAUCUAAAUGUGGUUUAGUCGGCAACAUCCACGAGGGACAUCACGCCCAACUGCGAAACACUUGGGAUUGCAGAAUAAAUUUAUUAAUGAAGGUAUGAUCCUCACAGUGGUAAUAGACCUUUUCACCGAUACGGCGGCCAUAUUGAGUUAAUUCGAUUUACGGAGUAUUAUAGGAUGCCCAGGGGGCAUGAGCACAUUUCGUUUGUAUUUUCGAGCGCUUUUCGGGACAUUUUUUCUUAAAGUUUUCUUAGAAUAAGAUUGUAAUGGGUAAAAAAGAUCCUUGUGCCGUGUUUGGAUGUAAUAAUGAUCGCCUUUUUCUGGUUUAGUAUUAGAAAUAUGGUGUUUCACUGUAUAUUCCUCGGGAAAAGGCGAUCAUUAUUACAUCAAAACACGGCACAAGGAUCUUUUUUCCACUUACAAUUUUAUUCUAAGAAAACUUUAAAUAAAAAUGUUCGGAAAAGCGCUCGAAAAUACAAACGAAAUGUGCUCAUACCCCCUGGGCAUCCUAUAAUACUCUUUAAAUAGAAUUAUAUAAGCAGCUGACACCGAAAUACCAAUUUUACAAGAGGAUAUGAUCGUCGCAGUGGUAAUUGCAAUUACCACUUGUUGGGCAUUACAAAUUGGUUAUUUCCUUGAAACAGCCCGCUCAAGACGGUGUUAGUUAAAGCCGUAAAAGUGCAUUUUAAUGAGAGCCGAAAGAAGCUUUGCUACUACUUCGUACUCUUGUACUGCUAUUUCAAAAAAAACAUUUUAAUGAAGAAAAAACGAAAUAGCCGCAUUUACUGGAACGUUAUAGCCACGGCGCUCAGUUACCAUUAAAGGUUCUCCGAUGUAGCUUGUUUUCGAAGAUGGUGACGUGAGGUUUACCGAGCAAAUUUCGCUGCGUUCAACAGUUCUUAAUCACAUGUAAUGGGCGGUUGGCAUCAGUGGUCCAAGAAUUAAGAAAUGUUGGGUGAAUGACGUUUUUUUUUUAAAUUUGGCUAGUGCUACUAUUUUAUAACAAGUUUAGCCAAACCGAAACGGAGAAAUCGUUAUUUUUUGUGACCAAGUCAGACGAUAUCCGAAGUUUGCUUUUACAAAUCUUUAUUUUAUUGUGGUAAAUUGUACCGUACAAUUUUCCUGUAGGUUGGUCUGGCAGUGGGAGACACCGAGACAAUGAAGAAAUACGCCACGGUCAAGAGACUUGGGAUGCAACUAGAAUACCAGUUUCAAAUAGAGAAGGCGUAUCCCAAAUACAUCAUCCGAAAGGUUUACGAAAGGGUUUAUGUAGAGAAGCCCAACAAGCUGCCCAGAGUCAAUAGGUAUACCUCAUUUUGACCAAAUCGCAGUAAAGCCUGGUUUUCACUAGCGCAUAAGCAUAAGCACAAGCACAUACGUAAGCAAGUGAAAAAUGGGUCGACAUAAGCAUAAGCACAAGAAAAACGUACAAGUUCGUUCUUCUUGUGCUUGUGCUUAUAUUUAUCUGGUAGCUUUGACUAGUGAAAACUGGGUCGACAUAAGCACAAGCAUAAGCACAAGGCCGUGGACCAAUCAUAGGUCACUCUGUCCGCCAUCUUGUUUAUCAUUGGGUUGAGGAACGCUGGUAUCGAGAAUUGAGUCAAAUAUGCUAUUCUGCGCGUGCCCAUGUCCUUGUGAAAACCAGGCUUGAAAAAGCGUAUGUGUGUAUGCUCACAUAGCGAGUUACAUAUUUCCAGUCAGUUGUCCUUUGUAUUACGUGUAUUGUAAAUAUCGGUUAUCACGAAGUAGCUUUGGAUAUUUUCAUGCAUUUUGCCUAUAGAUUAUGCGUGACUACGAAAUGGCUUUGGUUGCCAGGAGUUGCUGGGAUACAAAGGCUGUGUCCCGCCUAAUAUUUGUAUUAGCUAUUACUUCCCUGUUGAUCAGUUUUCUUGCUGAGGAUAGGGUUACCGGAAAUUGGAAUUCCCAUAUUGGUGCUAACAUUUAAUUGAAAGGAAAACACAUUGUCACUUGUUUUGCUCCUCAGAUUAAUAGAUUGGCUGCAUGCAAGGUUUGCUGAAGCAGCUCCAGAACCGUUCGAAGAGGGUCAAACAUCUGAAUUUGCUGGACUAAAAAAAGAGAUGUUAAAAAACAAGAAGAGGAUCAAAUCUAUGAUGGCCAUGUUGGAGGCCCAAAACAAACUACUCAAGAACCUUGCAGCUGUCGUCGACCCCAAAUUUAAGGUUCGGGAAGAUGUUGACGGUGUGAGGGGUGCAGCGCGGGCAUCGCUUGAAGGGGGCAUAGAAAGCGAAAUGCCAAAGUAACAUUUAAGCGUCUACUUUACAAGAUGGAUGCUGCUUUUGAAAUUGUGUUUUGUUAAGUUCUUUAAUUGAUAAAAAAAAGUUCGUGCAUGUCUACAGCUUAUGUUUCAUUCAGCAUUUAUAGCGGUGCUUUUGCAACGAUUAAACGUCUAAUGCAUUUUUUGUAAAGGUAACCAGACAAUGUGGCGAAGCUAAAUAUAAGUGGUUUUCUCCGCACCUACACCAUUGCUUCAUGGCAUCGUCGUAAUUAACCACUCACAUGUUUUUGUUAAGAUACCAACAAACGGGAAUACACAUGUUUUCGUGACAAAAUUUCCUGAUUUUUCUUGGCUGCCUGGCGCCAUGGAAUUUUGUAGAGACCCAGCAGUUUAAUUUUGUGCAGUUGUCACAGACACAAGCACGUAACAUAACCUUAUCGAAACUAGAGUGGAAAUAUACGGAGAAAUGUUCUGUUGUUAUUGUAACACAAUUCAGACCUCCAACCGUGGGCUCUUGGACUCUCCAGAUUAUAGAUUCAGGGGCUCCCUUGUUGACGCCCUUGGAGAUAAGGGAGUUGACCCCUAUGGUUCGACAGUUUAAACACAGCCUUUCUGUAGGACCUUCGCAUAGCUCUGAUUAGUUUGUACUACUUUACAAAAUAAAAUCGCUUGAGUUUUACAAAGUGUCUCGAAAUGUGCGUUGAAAGGGUACGGAAAUCUCACAACGCAUAUUUAACUCAAUGGAUC